Ostreococcus lucimarinus CCE9901 is the source of this 339-nucleotide messenger RNA. RefSeq lists its product with no specific name. The record is from RefSeq and is a predicted model, not a curated record. The transcript has a single exon. Gene Ontology annotation, molecular function: protein binding; mRNA binding. Bases 1 to 339 code for a protein of 112 amino acids. Lineage: Eukaryota; Viridiplantae; Chlorophyta; Mamiellophyceae; Mamiellales; Bathycoccaceae.
AUGGCGCACCUGGACGCGCCGGUGCGCGCGCCGGGAGAUCUGACGAUCGAGGCGACGAAGAGCGUGAUCGGACGACAGCGGUCGGAGGCGGUGAACCUGCCGAUCGAGGUGCCGACGGUGAGCGGGGCGCACGCGAUGAUCGAUUUGGUGGACGGGAAGGUGAUGGUGACGGAUUUGACGUCGACGAACGGGACGUUUAUCGAUGGGGAGGAGCUGUUGCCGGGCGUGCCGACGCAGUUGGUGGUGGGGGGGGAGGUGAUUUUUGGGGAUGAGUUUCUCGCGCGGUUCGAGCUGGUGGAGACGGCGGACGAGGGGAGCGGCGACGACGCCGCGGAUUGA